This is a messenger RNA of Quercus lobata, 582 nucleotides long. RefSeq lists its product as uncharacterized. Lineage: Eukaryota; Viridiplantae; Streptophyta; Magnoliopsida; Fagales; Fagaceae. Gene Ontology annotation, molecular function: RNA-DNA hybrid ribonuclease activity; nucleic acid binding. The record is from RefSeq and is a predicted model, not a curated record. The transcript has a single exon. Bases 1 to 582 code for a protein of 193 amino acids.
AUGACUGCGUGGCUGAUCUGGGUCAGAAGAAAUAAAAAGAAACUCAACGAACCAGCCCAGCCACUCUCGAAGCUUGCCCAAUCAGCCAGGGCUCUGUUAGAUGAGCAGGGGAAGCAAUGGAAAGAACCUCAGUCAAGGGCUGGACCAAUACAGUGGCAGCCUCCACCUGUGGGAUCAGUGAAAGCGAAUUUCGACGGGGCGGUGUUUAGGGAGGAGAAGGAGGGCGGCAUUGGGGUGGUUAUUCACAGCAAUGAGGGGCAAGUGUUAGCUACUCUGUCCGAGAAAAUUAUCAUGCCAACAUCUGUGGAGAUCUUGGAAAUGUUGGCGGCCCGUAAAGCUACACUCUUUGCCCGGGAACUCGGCUUUCACAAGGUGUGCUUUGAAGGAGAUGCAGACCUCGUGGUGAAGAGUUUGCAAGCAGGGAAGGCUUCAAAUGCCCUGGCUGGACACUUGGUAAAAGACUUCACGUCUAUAGGGGGUUAUUUUCAAUCCUACUCUAUCAUCCAUGUGAGGCGGCAGGGUAAUUAUGUUGCUCAUGCAUUAGCUAGGGAUGCUAGGUUCUCUUUUCCGUUAAGAGUUUAG